This is a messenger RNA of Oryzias melastigma (Indian medaka), 3079 nucleotides long. RefSeq names its product zinc finger, FYVE domain containing 1 (gene zfyve1). The coding region runs from base 146 to 2467 and encodes 773 amino acids. The transcript is spliced from 13 exons. Lineage: Eukaryota; Metazoa; Chordata; Actinopteri; Beloniformes; Adrianichthyidae. The record is from RefSeq and is a predicted model, not a curated record. Gene Ontology annotation, molecular function: metal ion binding.
UGACCUCUGACCUGAACUAAAAGGAAAACAACCAGCUGAUUAAAACAGCCCAUCCGCGCGGCUCUGGUUCUGUUGACUCUCUGUCCUGGACUCUAAAGCUGAAUGUCUGAGGCGACUUGACUCACCUUCGCUGGACAGGUCCACAAUGAGCGAGCCAAGUCCAGACAUGGAUCAAGGGAGGAUCCCAGUCCUGGUGUGUCAAGAGAGCUUCGCCUGCGGGGGCUCAGACGAGGCAGCAUACGAGUGUGAUGAGUGUGGCAGCCUGCAGUGUAUCCGCUGUGAACUGGAGCUCCACCGGCAGAAGCGGAUGAGAAACCAUGACCGGGUCCAGAUCAAGCCCGGCCACGUUCCCUUCUGUGACCUCUGUAAGGGGGGCAGGGGCGACGGCGUCCGGGUCAGGGCGGCGGUGCGCUGUCAGGGCUGUAAGAUCAAUCUGUGUUUAGACUGCCAGAAACGCACUCAUGGAGGGGUCAACAAGAGGAAGCACCCUCUGACACUUUAUCCUCCGGCCAAAGAAAGCUGUGUCACGGAUGGGGAGGGGGAGGUGGAGGCUCUCAGGUCCAAGCUGGAGAAGGCACGCAGCUUCCUGUUAGUCAAUGAGAAGGAGGAGGUGCAGGUGACAGAUGAGGAGGACUUUGUUAGCAGACUCGGCUGCAAACCAGAUGAACUCCUCAAAGUGGUCUCCAUCUUUGGAAACACCGGAGAGGGCAAAUCCCACACCCUGAACCACACCUUCUUUCUUGGGCGAGAAGUCUUCAAGACGCUGCCCACCCAGGAGUCCUGCACCAUAGGCGUGUGGGCUGCUUUGGAUCCUCUGCACAGGGUGGUAGUCAUCGACACAGAGGGACUCCUCGGGGCAGGAGCUAAUCAGGGUCAACAAACACGCCUCCUCCUCAAAGUCUUGGCCAUUUCUGAUGUAAUUAUUUACCGAACGCACAAUGACCGUCUCCAUGACGACCUCUUCCGGUUCCUUGGUGAUGCCUCAGAUGCCUACUUAAAACAUUUCACCAAGGAGCUGAAGGCGACCUCGAACCGCUGUGGUCUGGACGUCCCGUUGUCCACACUGGGUCCUGCAGUCAUCGUUUUCCAUGAAACCGUCCACACCAAGCUGCUGGGAUCAGACAAGCAGUUGGAAUCCGCGGAGUGUCUGCUGCAGGAGCGCUUCCAGAAGCUGGGCCUGUUUCCCAAAGCUUUCAGCUCCCUGCAGUACUGUGGGACUCGAACCUACAACCCUCCUACAGACUUCAGCGGGCUGCUGCGCAGCUUGGAGCACCUGCUGGACAACAACAGCACCCGUUCGCCCCGCAGUGCAGGCGUGAUCUACAAGGCUCUGCAGGCCCUGAGCCAGCGCUUCAGUGGAGAGAUUCCAGACGAGCAGAGCGGCGCCAACUCCUUCUUUCCAGAGGAGUACUUCACCUGCUGCUGCGUGUGCCUCAGCUGUGGAUCAGGCUGCAAACAAAGCAUGAACCACUUAAAAGAAGGACUGGAUCAUGAAGCCAAACACCGCUGCUGCUAUUCUGCUCAGCACGACAACCACAUCUACACUUGCAAGGCCUGCUAUGAGGGGGGCAAGGAGGUGAUUGUGGUUCCCAAAACGACGGCCUCGUCGGACUCUCCCUGGUUUGGCUUGGCAGUCUAUGCUUGGUCGGGGUAUGUCAUUGAGUGUCCCCACUGUGGAGUGAUCUACAGAAGCAGGCAGUACUGGUAUGGAAACCAGGACCCGGUGGAGACUGUUGUGCGGACAGAGAUCCAGCACGUAUGGCCUGGGUCUGACGGUUUUUUGAAGGAUAACAACAAUGCUGCUCAGAGGCUGUUGGAUGGAGUCAAACUCAUCUCUCAGUCCGUUUCUGAACUUAGUGUCACACCUGCCAAAGCUGUCGCCUCCUGGCUCACUGACCAGAUCGCCCCACCCUACUGGAAACCAAACUCCCUCAUCCUGAAGUGUCACAAAUGCAGCCAAGAGUUUCAGCCCAACUCCACCAAGCACCACUGCCGAGCCUGUGGGGAGGGGUUCUGCGAUGCGUGCUCCUCUAAGUCCAGACCGGUCCCAGAGAGAGGCUGGGGGCCGGCGCCAGUUAGAGUCUGUGACGCCUGCUUUCACAGCCCAGAAAUCCCAAACGAGGUGCUGGAGGCCGUCUCUGAAGAGGAGAGGAGCUCUCUGAUAGCCAGGAAGGUUGGGGAGGCUGUGCAGAGCACCUUUGGUGCUGUGAUCGGAGUCAUCGACAUCCCUCUGGGCCUGGUGAAGGAUGCUGCUCGGCCUGCGUACUGGGUCCCAGACCAGGACAUCCACUGCUGCUGCGAGUGCCAAAGAGAGUUCCUCCCGCGUUUGACCAUCCAUCACUGUCGCGCCUGCGGUCAGGGCGUCUGUGAUGACUGCUCCCAGCAACGCCAGCUAGUGCCAUCCAGAGGCUGGGACCACCCGGUCCGGGUCUGCAACAGCUGCAGCCAGAACCGCGGUGACCUUUAGCAGACGGUCGCAGGCAUAGGGGAGAAAUGUAGAACUCGUGGGAGAGACCGGAUGGAGGAGUGAUUUCCUCUGUGAGCAACAAGCAGGUUUCAAGAAGAAACACGAUAACCGCCAAGCCCUCCAGCUGAGUCCAGAGGACUUCCCAUGUCUGUCUGAUCCUUCCACAGGACUCCCAGAAGACCUGCUGAUCCUCUGCAGCUCACAGCUGACUUUACAGAGAAUCACUCGCUCUGUUUAAAUGUCCAACUCUCAGAAGUAAUAGAGGAUCCAUGCAGGAAUACAUCCAGCUGUGUCUUUAAGUGAAUGCUUUGACAGAACUUUAGCACUCCUCGUUUGGUCGAUGAAGGUUCUCAGAAAUUGAGUCAGGGUCUCUGGUCUUUUCUCUGGUCUUUCAGCCCUCCACUCACUGGAUGAGUGGUGAAACUUCAAGACUUCUCGUCUGGUUUUCAUGUCAGCUCUGCAGGGAAUGAUGGGAAGUUUCACUUCCAUUAAGCUCAUCUAUCAGUCAACCCUUCUCUGCAGGUGGAUGCAUCAGAAUGGAGCUUCUACGUCACAGCUGCAGGUCUUUGUCUGUUCCUGUUCACAAUUUGAAUAAAGAAAUACUCAAAUACA